Messenger RNA from Cercopithifilaria johnstoni, 360 nucleotides. Lineage: Eukaryota; Metazoa; Nematoda; Chromadorea; Rhabditida; Onchocercidae. The record is from the annotation of a GenBank genome assembly.
AUGAUUAGAAGUAAUUUUGGAUCAUUUACAGUAAGCGGCAGAUUGCAGUUUGCCAAAAAAGAAGUUGCAAGGCGAAAGAGAUUUAAAAUGGAAUCUGAACAGAUAGAUAAAAAAGAAGAAAAAUAUCUCGAUGAGUCAUCAUUUGCAGCAGUUCGUAUUAGUGGCGCACCAUUUGUAUACCGUCCAUCAGAGCUCCUGAUUAAUGGACCACCACUUCCAAAGCCUGAAGAUCUGUCUCGAAUGGGAUAUUUGCAGCAUAUGGCACAGACCAAUGCGGAAGGAUGUCCCGAUCGUUCUACACCAGAAACAUGCUGCAUGCGUGCUUUAUUUGACUCUCGAAUUGAUUUGUUUUUACUUUAA